Molecule: messenger RNA, 1503 nt
Organism: Alosa sapidissima (American shad)
Lineage: Eukaryota; Metazoa; Chordata; Actinopteri; Clupeiformes; Clupeidae
Gene: tmod4
Product: tropomodulin 4 (muscle)
Exons: 9
Coding region: 33-1064 (343 amino acids)
Biological process (GO): muscle contraction; pointed-end actin filament capping; myofibril assembly
Cellular component (GO): myofibril; striated muscle thin filament
Molecular function (GO): tropomyosin binding
Source: RefSeq, a predicted model, not a curated record
GCGUGUAGAAGGAGUCCAGCAAGCUAGCCAAGAUGUCCAAGGGCGACCCACGGGACAUUGAUGAGGAUGCCAUCCUCAAGGGCCUCAGCGCGGAGGAGCUUGAGCAGCUCGAGUGUGAGCUGCAGGAUUUGGAUCCAGAGAAUGCCAUGCUCCCCGCCGGAUUCCGUCAGCGCGACCAGACCAAGAAGUCCCCGACGGGCAAUUUUGACCGGGAUGCUCUGCUGGACCACCUUGAGAAGCAGGCCCUGGAUCACAAGGACCGCGACGACCUGGUACCCUUCACAGGAGAGAAGAAAGGGAAGACAUUUGUUCCUAAGGAGGGGUCAGGAAAGAUCCCCGAUCACGAGCAGAUCACCCUGGAGCCCGAACUGGAGGAGGCCCUGAGGAACGCAACAGAUGCUGAGAUGUGUGACAUUGCAGCUAUUUUGGGAAUGUACACACUCAUGAGCAACAAGCAGUACUAUGAUGCCCUUGGGGCAACUGGGAAGAUUGCCAACACAGAAGGCAUCAACAGUGUAGUGAAGCCAGAUGAGUUCAAACUGUUCCCAGAGGAGCCCCCAAAUACCACCAAUGUUGAGGACACUCUGUCAAGAAUUCAGAAGAACGACAGCGGUCUGCAGGAAGUCAAUUUGAACAACAUACCGGACAUUCCCAUCCCAACGCUGAAAGCGAUUUUUGAGGCCAUGAAGUCCAACUCUCAUGUACAGGUCCUGAGCGUUGCCGCUACCCGUAGCAAUGACCCUGUUGCAUACGCCAUUGCCGAGAUGCUUGCCGUUAAUAAGCACUUGUAUAGUCUUAACAUCGAGUCCAAUUUCAUCACCAAUGAGGGCAUGAUGGCCAUUGUCAAAUCCUUGGGCUCAAACUCAACACUUGGAGAAUUAAAGAUUGACAACCAGAGGCAGAAACUGGGGGACUCAGUGGAGAUGGAAAUUGCUACCAUGCUGGAAAACAAUUCCAGCAUUAUCAAGUUUGGAUACCAUUUCACCCAGCAAGGCCCACGAGCCCGGGCAGGGAUAGCCAUCACCAGGAACAAUGAUUUCAUUCGUCAACAGAGAGUAGGAUGAGGGGAAGCAGAGGUCAUCUUCUUUCCAACGGUCGUCUAAAAAGCCUCCGAGGCGUCCCUCUGACAUGACUGUGACUGGCCCGCGCCGCUCAAUGUAACCAAGGACUCCAACACCUCCUUUUCUACCAGCAUUGGUAGUCCACUGUGAAAAAAUGCCAUUUAACAAAAUGUCUUCUGUGAAUAUGAAUACCAUCAUCAUGCUUUGCUGUCUGUAGCCCUUGGGAUUCAUACAGCCAGUGGAAUGGAUGCAAUAAAGGCGCUGUGCUUGUCAUGCUGUGAGAGAAAGCUUAUGCAUAUUAGCUGUGUAGAAACAACAGGGAAAAUGUUUGUUGUACGUCAACUCAUUUCACCCAUCCAUGCCAAUUCUUCAGUACGGUGCUUCUAACAAACGUUCUUGUAAAUACUUUAAAUAAAAGACGCUUUUAAGUUUUGUAUUCCCA